Gadus chalcogrammus (walleye pollock) is the source of this 1223-nucleotide messenger RNA. RefSeq names its product formyl peptide receptor 2-like. The transcript has 3 exons. Gene Ontology annotation, biological process: phospholipase C-activating G protein-coupled receptor signaling pathway; inflammatory response; complement receptor mediated signaling pathway. NCBI's taxonomy places the organism in Eukaryota, Metazoa, Chordata, Actinopteri, Gadiformes, Gadidae. Gene Ontology annotation, molecular function: complement receptor activity; G protein-coupled receptor activity. Bases 156 to 1223 code for a protein of 355 amino acids. Gene Ontology annotation, cellular component: plasma membrane. The record is from RefSeq and is a predicted model, not a curated record.
AAUUGGGGUCAGUCCGUGGUCUGACCGCCUGCAGAAGGAGAAGGAUCAGACGUGUGACAGUUCCACCGUGUGACUCUGGCUCCAGGUACUCUGAGGGACAGACGUGUGGCUCCUGAGGACGGACGGACUCACAGCAGAAGCCCUCUCUCUCUCCCAUGUCUCUGAACGUGUCCUCCCCCCCCCUGGUGGUGAGGGGCGGUAUGGACGUGGACUCGGUCCUGAACUGGGUGUCCGUGGUCUUCGACCUGCUGACCGUGGGUCUGGGCCUGACUGGGAACGCCCUGGUCAUCUGGGUGGCCGGCUUCAAGCUCAAGCCGAACGUGACCAACGUGUGGCUGGUGAACCUGGCGGCGGCUGACCUGGUCUUCUGUCUGUCCCGGGUUCUGUCGCUGCUCAAGAAGCUCUACUUCGCCGGCUGGCCCUUCGGCGUCUUCCUCUGCAAGUUCAGCGGCUUCUUCAAGUACGCCAACAUGUUCUGCUCCGUCUUCCUGCUGGCCGCCAUCAGCCUGGACCGCGUCCUGUGCGUGUGGCGCCCCGUCUUCACGCGCCGGCACCGCACAUUGCGCGUUGCCCGGGUCGUUGCAGCGCUGGUGUGGGCGGCGGCCGUGGCCUUCAGCGCCCCCUACUUUGCAUACCGCCAGGUGUACCUGGACAAGCGCAACGAGACCAAGUGCUCGCUGAAGGUGAAGGAGGCGUCCGCCGGUGACAACACGGCCAAGCUGGUGCUGUACUCCAUCCGCUUCCUGUGUGGCUUCCUAUUGCCUUUCAUGGUCAUCCUGGCGUGCUACGUGCUGGCCGGCGUAGGCAUCCGACGCCGGCGCCUCUCGGGGAAGUCCCGCACGCUGCGUAUCCUGGCCUCGCUGGUGGCGGCCUUCUUCCUCUGCUGGGCGCCCUACCACUGCCUCCUGCUGGCCAAGAUGGUGAAUGGCAAGUCGGUGGCGCUGGACAUUAGCCUGACGCUGGCCAAGGGCCUGGCCUACCUCAACAGCUGCGUCAACCCGCUGCUGUACUUCUGCAUGGGCCUGGAGGUGCGGGGCUGCGUGCGGAAGGGCCUGGCGGCGGCGUGCGCACGGGGACUGGCGGGCGACGAUGGCGACGGGCCUAGCAGCCGGUCCUCGCAGCGCACCGUGGACAACCGCGGCGGCUCCGGCACCGUGAGGCUGAACGCCGCCGCCGCCGCCCAGAGCAAACGCAGGGGGGGUUUGACAGGGGGCGGGGUCUGA